UGCACAGUGAGGCCCAGGCUCUGGGAGACUGUGUCCUGUCUCACCCCUAGGUGCUGGGGCUGCUGGUGUGGGCACUGAUUGCUGACACCCCGUACCACCUGUACCCGGCCUACGGCUGGGUGAUGUUCACCGCUGUCUUCCUCUGGCUGGUGACAAUCGUCUUCUUCAUCCUCUACCUGUUUCAGCUGCACAUGAAGUUUUACAUGGUGCCCUGGCCACUGGUGUUAAUGGUCUUUAAUGUGGGCGCCACUGUUCUCUACAUCACCGCCUUCAUCUCCUGCUCUGCGGCGGUGGAGCUGACGUCCCUGAAGGGCACGCGGCCCUACAACCAGCGCGCGGCUGCCUCGUUCUUUGCGUGCCUAGUGAUGAUCGCCUAUGGAGUGAGCGCCUUCUUCAGCUUCCAGGCCUGGCGAGGCGUAGGCAGCAAUGCGGCCACCAGUCAGAUGGCUGGUGGCUAUGCCUAGAUGACCAGUGCCAUGCCCGUCCUGGGGGCUGGAGCUCCACAGGGUCACAGAGCAGGGUCACAUGCAAGCCUGAGGCGGGGGAGCCCCGUGUGGAGUCAGCCCGGCAGGACUACACUUGCUCCUCUGCUCAUCAGCUGCGUGCUCUCCCAGCGCUCCCGAGGAAACAGGUCCAGGUGGGCACGCCAUGGGCUGGCAAGAGGCCAGUGGCUGAGACCUUCUCCCCACACCCCUAAUUCAGCAGAAGGUGACGGGGAUAUGGGGCGCUCCCCAUCUCUGCCAUGUCUUUAGAGGACUUCAGUGUCCAAGGCUGGGCCCACCCUUCUCAUCGGCACUAAAUGCACUAACAGACUCCAGACCUGCAGCCCCUGACCCCCCCAUAGUGUAAGCCUAACAAGCAAUGUGUAUUACCUUAGCCUUUGUCCUAGGAGAGCUGAGCAAGCUCAUGAAACCAUUCUGAUUCCUGAAGACACAAUUCCGACCCAACUCUCCCCAAGCCAACAUGUCACUUUGUAGGAACAGGGUUACAAUUCUUGACAGCAUGGCCUUCCUUUCCUGCAUUUCAGACCUACCGGCUAUUUAAAGCACGUUAGUUUCAAGUGACUUCUCAAUGAAGGAAACCUAUCCAGGUGCCCCUCCCUUUCCCAAGUCCUUCUUUUUAUAAUACUUCCUUUGGGAAAAGCUAACAUCAAUGCCAACUGCUUCCCUGAAACUGAUUAGGCACAUGGGAUGUGAAGGAGGGAGACGAGACCUUGCCUGGUGACUGUCAUGUGAUUGGUGGUGUCUUUGUUGUUUUUUACAAAAAUAAAGAGGGAAGAACUUAUUUGGAAAA
This is a messenger RNA of Carlito syrichta (Philippine tarsier), 1293 nucleotides long. RefSeq names its product plasmolipin (gene PLLP). The coding region runs from base 123 to 464 and encodes 113 amino acids. The transcript is spliced from 3 exons. Gene Ontology annotation, biological process: myelination. Gene Ontology annotation, cellular component: membrane. Lineage: Eukaryota; Metazoa; Chordata; Mammalia; Primates; Tarsiidae. Gene Ontology annotation, molecular function: structural constituent of myelin sheath. The record is from RefSeq and is a predicted model, not a curated record.